AUGUCGAGGGAAAAUUCAUCCGAAGAUGCGGAAUUGAAUACGCUUAAGAGCGUGGAAAGGCACUCGCAGUCAGACCUACUCAGCGAUGCUUUAUCUGAAGACGUCAACUCUGCAAGUAGUGCCAUGGCCAUGAAAGAUGUCUCUUUGAACGAGCACAGUGGCGAUAUUCAAGUGUCUGAUGUGGAUACUUUUUUGAAGGCUGCCCAGGUAGGGGACCUCAGCACUAUUAAGGAACUUUUGGAAUCGGAAAGAGUUCACGUUGAUGAUCACAUUGACGAUAAUGUUACUGCUUUGCAUUGGGCUUCCAUUAACAAUAGGCUCUCUGUUGUGAAGUACCUGGUUUCGCAAGGUGCCACUGUUGACUACAUAGGUGGAGAACUUAAUGCUACGCCGUUACAGUGGGCGUGCCGCUACGGUCUUGUUUAUAUUGCGGACUACUUGCUCGUGGAGUGCAAAGCAGAUCCGUUUCUACAAGAUUUACAGGGCUUCAACUGUUUACAUCUUGCUGUUCAUUCAUCUAACGUGAUGAUGGUAGUAUACCUUCUCAAAUUUUCCAAUAUCUCUGUUGAUACACCUGAUCCUAAGGGAAGAACCGCACUUCAUUGGGCUGCUUACCAAGGUGACUCACUCACAGUCGAGGUCUUGUUGGCUUCAGGUGCCAGUGUUCAUGCUUUAGAUGAAACUGCUUUCACCCCUCUCCAUUGGGCUCUCAUCCGUGGAGUGAAACCUAUACUCUUCAAACUGAUAGAAAAAGGCAGUGAUGUCAAGAAGAAGACCAACGAGGGAAAGGAUGCUUAUGCGAUAUCUGUGGAUAUGAAUUGUACCGUUAAGCUGAAGCAAGCUCUGAAAGAGAACAAUAAGGACUUGCAAGGGAACACAAUCCACAGAUGGCUACCCAAAAAGAUUGCUCUUUACUCCGUGUUUUUGAUUUCCUAUUUCACAUUACCGGUCAUGCUCUCCAUCUUGAAGUUCUCUGGAGACUUUCCAGUCGUGAACCUGAUACUUGGCCUAACUAUUCUUACGGGACAGCAAGUGCUUUUGGUAAAAGUCCUGCUGCCAGCAUGCAUAACCGAGUCCAACGCUUUCAUGAAAUCGCCCUACCUCGCAGGGUUGUUUUCGGCCUCGGCUUUUUGGGUGAUAAUCACGUGGUUUUUCACGGUGCUACCCCGGACUUUCUCGGAUUCUUCGGUGUCGAAUCUGCUGUUUUUGGUGUUGGCCUUUGCAGUCGUCUUUUGCUUCACCAAAAGUGCACUCAUGGACCCGGGCGCGCUUCCGCCUUCGUUGUCGAGGGAUCAAAUCCAACGAACAAUACGAGACCUCAUUGUAUUGAGAAAGUUCGAUGCUAAACAUUUUUGCAUUUACACCUCUGUUCGCUUACCUCUACGCUCCAAGUUCUCUCGCGUCAGAAAACGAGUUGUGGCCAGAUUCGAUCAUUACUGCCCUUGGAUAUACAAUGACGUUGGAGUGAGAAACCACAAGGUAUUUUUGGCUUUUGUAUUUGCCCUCUGGUUGUGUCUCGUGAUAUUUUUCAAUCUGGUGGAUGAACUCUUCGAUGAUCUCGAACAAGACGACUCCUGUUUCAUGCUCUCAGAAAACAUGUGCAAGGGCUACAAUGGCAUGCCUUUUGUGUUUAAUUUGAUCGUCUGGUGUGCGUUCCAGUUCCUAUGGCUUUCGUUCCUGUGCGUUGUUCAGAGUUUUCAGAUAGCAAAGGGCUUUACCUCGAACGAGGCAGAAAGCCUCCAUAAAUUUGGCUCGCAAUCUUCCAACAUGUUCUUCUCCUCGGUACCAGAUGAACUUGAUGAUGCCAAGUCGCCCACAUCUGCUGCUCCACGUCAGUCUGAACUGACACUUUCAAGUACCGCGGUAUUGUGUGUCCCUGCAUUCCUCGUUGGCUCCCGGUUGUUCAGAGUGCUUGGUAUUGACCAGUUUCUCAUGACCACCAGAGACUUGUUAACCUUUAAAAAGUUUCACACAGCCUUUGACUUCGGUGUCAAAAUGAAUUGUCUUGAUUUUUGGCUCUUAAAGAAUGAUGAUGAGCCUUAUUCGGUGCGUAAUCUGGCUAGACUGCCCGUUGCAGGAGAGGCCAACUUAGACGGCCAAUUGGUGGACUACUACAAGCUCUGGGAUUCGCCAGUCUCGCCGAUGGUCUAG
This is a messenger RNA of Kuraishia capsulata CBS 1993, 2151 nucleotides long. RefSeq lists its product as uncharacterized. Lineage: Eukaryota; Fungi; Ascomycota; Pichiomycetes; Pichiales; Pichiaceae. Gene Ontology annotation, cellular component: Golgi membrane. Gene Ontology annotation, biological process: protein palmitoylation. The transcript has 2 exons. Gene Ontology annotation, molecular function: palmitoyltransferase activity; protein binding. The record is from RefSeq and is a predicted model, not a curated record. Bases 1 to 2151 code for a protein of 716 amino acids.